Messenger RNA from Capsaspora owczarzaki ATCC 30864, 1779 nucleotides. RefSeq names its product citrate synthase. The record is from RefSeq and is a predicted model, not a curated record. The transcript has 2 exons. NCBI's taxonomy places the organism in Eukaryota, Filasterea, Ministeriida, Capsasporidae. The coding region runs from base 34 to 1461 and encodes 475 amino acids. Gene Ontology annotation, cellular component: mitochondrial matrix. Gene Ontology annotation, biological process: carbohydrate metabolic process; citrate metabolic process; tricarboxylic acid cycle.
UGCUGCAUUUUGUCAAUUCAUUCACCAUUCACAAUGCUGUCUCGUCUGUCGCUCUCUGUCGCUCGCCAGGCCCCCGCUCUGGCCCGCGCUUACUCGGCCAAGCCUGCCACGUCCGGCCUCAAGGAACGCCUCCGUGAGAUCAUCCCCAAGAAGCAGGAGGAGGUCAAGACCUUCCGCAAGGAGUACGGCCACGUCAAGAUUGGCGAGGUCACCAUCGACCAGGCGUACGGCGGCAUGCGCGGCAUCAAGGGUCUUGUCUACGAGACUUCCCUGCUCGACGCCGACGAAGGCAUCCGCUUCCGCGGCCUCUCCAUCCCGGAGGCCCAGAAGGUCCUCCCCAAGGCCCCCGGCGGUGCCGAGCCCUUGCCCGAGGGUCUCUUCUGGCUCCUUGCCACCGGCGAGGUCCCCACUGCCGAGCAGACCAAGGCACUCUCCGCCGAGCUCGCCUCGCGCGCCUCCCUCCCCGCCCACGUCGUCAACCUGAUCAACAAGUUCCCGGCCACCCUCCACCCCAUGUCGCAGCUCGCUGCCGCCGUCGCCGCCCUCCAGAGCGAGUCCAAGUUCGCCAAGGCGUACGCCGCCGGUGUCAACAAGGCCGAGUACUGGGACACCACCUACGAGGAUUCGCUUGACCUGAUUGCCAAGCUCCCCAUCGUCGCCGCCAUGAUCUACCGCAACCUCUACCGCGACGGCAGCAUUGGCGCCAUCGACCCCAACAAGGAUUGGUCUGCCAACUUUGUCCAGCUCCUCGGCUACGACAACCCCCAGUUCACCGAGCUCAUGCGUCUCUACCUCACCAUCCACACCGACCACGAGGGUGGCAACGUGAGCGCCCACACCGUCCGCCUCGUCGGCUCGGCCCUCUCCGACCCGUACCUUUCCUUCGCCGCCGGCAUGUGCGGUCUGGCUGGCCCGCUCCACGGCCUCGCCAACCAGGAGGUCCUCGUCUGGCUCACCAAGUUCCAAAAGUCGCUCGGCGGCAAGGAGGUCUCGGAUGAGCGCCUCUCUGAGGAGAUCUGGAAGACGCUCAAGUCUGGCCAGGUCGUCCCCGGCUACGGCCACGCCGUCCUCCGCAAGACCGACCCCCGCUACACUUGCCAGCGCGAGUUUGCCCUCAAGCACCUCCCCAACGACCCUCUGUUCAAGCUCGUCGGCCAGCUCUACAAGCUCGUCCCCGACAUCCUGCUCAAGCAGGGCAAGGCCAAGAACCCCUGGCCCAACGUGGAUGCCCACUCUGGCGUUCUCCUGACCCACUACGGCAUGACCGAAAUGAACUACUACACUGUUCUUUUCGGCGUCUCCCGCGCACUCGGUGUCCUCGCCUCCCUCAUCUGGGAUCGCGCUCUCGGCUUCCCGCUUGAGCGACCGAAAUCCCACACCACCGAGGAUCUCAAGAAGAUUGUCAAGAAGAUGGGUGUUGAGCCUGCCAAGGGUGACAAGCCCGUCGCUGCCGACGAUUAAAAAGAGCAAAAGUUGAACCUUCGACCUCGGUUUUUUUUUUUUCUUGUUUGUGAAACGGUCUCCCUCUUUUUGACUCUGCCAUGGGUUUUUUGCGUGUGUGUUUCAAGUUAGCCUCUCUUGCUUUGCUUUUUGCUCUCGAGUUGGUUUUGAACGAUGUGGCUUGUGAAAAAUUGGGCAUCGCGAUGAACAAGAAAAACAAAACAAAAAAAAAGUUCCAUUCAUUCAUUCAUUUCUGUUGUACAAGGUUUGACUGGCUCCUCUUCGAUACACAUCGACACGACCAUCUAGCUGGUUGACUCUGCUGCUUGUUUCAACGCG